CGUAACUUGUAAUUUUAAUUUUGUUUUUAUAAUUCCUUUAUUAUAUUCUUGUUCUUUCUUUUAUUAGUAAUUUAACUAUUGUGGUAAUGGCUCUUUCAAAUAUAUCCGGAAUACCAGACAAACAUUGGCAACCUCCAUUUGUAGCUUUUGAAACAACUAUGGGUGAAAUCCUUAUUGAAUUGUAUUGGAAACAUGCACCUAUAACGUGUAGAAAUUUUGCAGAAUUGACACGUCGUGGGUAUUACAAUGGUACCAAAUUUCAUAGAAUAAUUCGUGAUUUUAUGAUACAAGGUGGUGAUCCAACUGGUACAGGAAAAGGUGGUGUGUCUAUAUACGGAGAUUGUUUUGAUGAUGAAAUUCAUGACGAUUUAAAACACACCGGUGCUGGUAUAUUAUCUAUGGCAAACUCUGGACCAGACACUAAUGGAUCUCAAUUUUUUAUUACAUUAGCACCUACACAAUGGUUAGAUGGAAAGCAUAGUAUAUUUGGGAGAAUUCAUUCUGGUAUGGCAAUAGUUAGAAGAAUCGGUCUUGUUGAGACAGAUAAGAAUGAUAGACCUAUAGACGAUGUAAAAAUUGUUAAAGGAUCUGUGAGAAACGCGUGAUUAUAAUAUUUCUAUUAAAUGUAAUUUAUUUUUUGAU
Molecule: messenger RNA, 642 nt
Organism: Polistes dominula (European paper wasp)
Lineage: Eukaryota; Metazoa; Arthropoda; Insecta; Hymenoptera; Vespidae
Gene: Cypl
Product: peptidyl-prolyl cis-trans isomerase-like 1 Cypl
Biological process (GO): protein folding; protein peptidyl-prolyl isomerization
Cellular component (GO): catalytic step 2 spliceosome
Molecular function (GO): peptidyl-prolyl cis-trans isomerase activity
Source: RefSeq, a predicted model, not a curated record